Molecule: messenger RNA, 4797 nt
Organism: Scleropages formosus (Asian bonytongue)
Lineage: Eukaryota; Metazoa; Chordata; Actinopteri; Osteoglossiformes; Osteoglossidae
Gene: nup160
Product: nucleoporin 160
Exons: 35
Coding region: 1-4191 (1396 amino acids)
Cellular component (GO): nuclear pore
Molecular function (GO): structural constituent of nuclear pore
Source: RefSeq, a predicted model, not a curated record
AUGGCGGCAGCUGUAAAGAGCAGCUUUAUUGAAAUAUGUGGAUUUGAGAGGGAAAUCCCUUCGAGGUUCCGAGAAUUAACCAUUAACUUAGGUGUGAAUGCGCUCACUGGCGCUCUGAAUCACCCAGACAGCGCUGGCGGGUUCCACUAUGAGGACAGUGCCAAACUCCUCUCUGUCACAAGCAACCGCUUUAUACACUGGGCCACUUCUGGAGACACAGUUGAACUUGUGGAGCGGUCCUUGGACACGAACCUUCUAAACAAUGCUUUACGCUUGAAAAUACCAAACUGCCCCUUGCUUCCCAGAGGGGUACACAUCCAGGAGACUGUCAACAAUGUCAUCAUUCUCCUUGUCACUAGCCAGACUACGCACCGGCUUGCGCUGCCUCACCCCUCCCGCAUGUACCGUAGUGAGCUUGUGACGGAGGUCCAGAUGCAGUCCAUCUUCACAGAUGUGGGCAAACUGAACCUCCAGGACCCUUUGCACAGCCAUGUUAUUCCGUGCAUACCAGGACAAGCUGGAUUGGCUAGUGCAUCAGCUGCUUGGGUCAGCAGUGAUGGACAAGCCCACUUUGCCGUGGCAUCCCUCACAGGGGCCAUUCUUGUCAUCCGCCACCCCCCUCAUGACAUGCAAGGAAAUGUUUCAGUUGUGGAGCUGAAGCAGAGCUCAGUGAUGCAGAGGUUGGCUGGCUGGAUGCCCACUGCCAUCAGGGGAGAUGCAAGUCCAUCAGACCUGCCGGUCAGCCUUGCAGUGAGGCUGUUGGAGGAUGACACUUUUAUCUUCGCCUUAUGCCAGGACCACAAACUACGCAUGUGGUCAUACAAAGACCAGCUGUGCUUGAUGGUAGCUGACAUGCUGGAGUACAUGCCUGUGAGCCGUGAUGUCAGACACUUGCUAAGCCAGGCCCACAAGCUCCGCCUCUACUUCUCCUCUACGACAGGCCUAUGCUUGGGCGUCUAUCUCGGUGUGCCCAAGCGCGGCCAGUUUUGCAUCCUACAGCUGGUCACCACAGAUGGCAACCGUUACAGCCUAGACCACAUCUCCUCCCUGUUUGCCACUCAGGAGACUUUGGUGGACUUUGCUCUUACCUCAACUGAUAUCUGGGGCCUUUGGUUAGAUGAUGACAACCAGACGGUGGUGAAGUACAUCAACUUUGAACAUAAUGUUGCUGGCCAGUGGAACCAAGUGUUUGUUCAGCCGCCUCCUGAAGAAGAAGUUAAUAUUGGUGUUGACCAGGACCCCAGGGAAACCUACCUGGAAGUUCUCUUUUCUCCUGUUCGAUUCACAGCCUCUGCCAUUGUGAAAGCCCUGCAAAUUUAUCGGCGAGGUACGGAGCGACUCCUGGACCUUCCCUGGGAUUCGCUGAAGAAGGAAGUCACGCUGGCUGUAGAGAGCGAAGUUCAGAACAGCGUUACAGAAUACGAGUUCUCUCAAGAGGAGUACCGGCAGCUACAGGUGGAGUUCUGGUCCAAGUUCUAUGCCUGUUGUCUGCAGUACCAGGAGGCUCUGUCCAUGCCACUGGGUCUGCAUGUGAACCCUACUACCUCCAUGGUCUGUCUGCUGAAGAAGGGUUUUGUGUCUUACCUGCUGCCCUGCUUCAGUGUGGACCACCUGUACCUGUCCUCCGAUGAAUACCUGUCCUCUGAAGAUGAAACACCUAUGGCUGAUGAUCCAGAGGUGGGGCGUGACGUGCUACAACUGGUGCAAUGCCUCCGCCUCGUGAGCAUGUCUAUGCUGGGGGACAUGGCCUAUGUAAUGGAGAAGGCCCUAGAUCAUCUACAGUCCCCUGAGAGGGCUGCUGAACAAGUGCUGGAGAACCUUUUGGCUAAUGACAGUGAAAGCAUUGUAGAGGACAUCCAGAACAAACUCCAGGACAUCCGCAACCCCAUCAAUGCCAUGGCUGUCCUGCUGCGAGAGAUGGACCUUGAGACUGACAGUGAAGUGGACGGGAACAUUGCAGCAGGCCACCCUCUCAAUGUACGGAUGAGCCUGUCACAGCUGUACGGAAGCAGCAUGGCUACCUCCGUAGUGUGCCAAGCUGUGUGUCAGAUUGCCAUGAUCCGGGCCAUCCUGUGCAGAGACCUCCUCAUCCUGCAGCAGCUCUACCUGAGGCUUGGAGACAACGUGUUCUUGGGGGGAGGAGCACAGAUGCUCCAAAUGCAGCAGGAUCUGAUACCACGGACCUCCCACCUGCUCUGCUCUUACCAUGUGCUGAAGUGGGCGAGCCAGUGUCUGUCCACACCUGUGCCUCUCGACACACUAGAUGCCAACUUGCAGCACUUGUCUGUGUUGGAGCUGUCGGACUCUCCUGCCCUGACCCCCAACAAAUCAGUACUAAGUCCCCAGACAUUGCUAGAGCUCUUCUACCAGAAUGUUGCCCGGAAGGUCAUCAUCUCCCAGAUCCACUCCCACCAGAGCACCCCUCUCAGCCAGGCUGUGCUCAGCUGGCCCCAGCUGGUGUCCACCAUCAUCACUCUCCUCGCACAACAUGUUUGGCCAAACAAUCCAGGCUUUCUUUUCCCUGAGUGCCUCAUGGGAAACUGCCAGUACACACAGUUACAGGAGUAUGUACGGCUGAUCAAACCCUGGUGUCAGAUGAAUGUGGGCUCUUGUUGCUUCGUACUGGGACAGUGUUAUCUGGCAACAGGGGAGGGACACAAGGCUCUCCAGUGCUUCCAGGAUGCCACAACGGAGGUAGAGAAGGAGGACUUUCUUAUAAGACUGACAAGUUCAGAGGAGGAGGAAGCACCAACUACACCACGUCUGCAGUACUACAACAAGGUGCUACGGUUGCUGGAAGAUGUGGGUUUACCAGAGUUAGUCAUCCAGCUGGCCACUGUGGCCAUUUCAGAAGCCACCAAUGACAUCAGGAGUCAGGCUGCUCUGCGGACUCGCAUCUUCAAACAUCACCUGGACUUGGGACACAACAACGAGGCAUAUGAAGCUCUGACUCAAAACCCUGACUCCAGCAGGCAACUGGACUGUCUGAGACAGCUUGUUGUGGUGUUGUGCGAGCGCUCGCAGCUGCAGGAUCUUGUGCAGUUCCCCUACGUCAAACUGCACGAUGAGGUGGUGAGCAUCAUUGAGUCUCGUGCCAGAGCCGUGGAUCUUAUGGCUCACAAUUAUUACGAGUUACUCUAUGCGUUCCACAUCAACAGACACAACUACAGGAAAGCUGGAACUGUGAUGUUUGAGUAUGGAAUGCGCCUGGGUCGCGAGGUGCGCACACACCAGGGCCUCCAGAAGCAGGUUAACUGCUACCUUGCUGCCAUGAACUGCCUGCGCCUCAUAAGGCCUGAUUACGCGUGGAUUGUCCAGCCCUCGUCCGGAGGCGUGUAUGAACGACCUGGUACUUCACCAAAAAGGAAUUAUGAAGGAGAAUACACUGCUGCUUCUGUGAGCCGUCAAAUCGAAAUCUUGGAGCUGAAGGACCUGGAGAAGGAAUACAUCUUGGCCCGCAGUCGCCUUACCCUGGCUCAGCAUGACCCACCCUCUGCAGCCAUUGCAGGUAGUGCCUCUGCUGUGGAGAUGGUAGCCCUGCUCAUUCAGGCCGGCCUCUUCGACUCUGCGCUGUCUCUCUGUCAGACCUUCAAACUGGCCCUGACUCCUGUCUUUGAGGGACUGGCCUUCAAGUGUAUAAAGCUACAAUAUGGAGGAGAGGCUAGUCAGAAUGAAGCUUGGAACUGGUUAGCAGCCAAUCAGCUGUCAACUGUUAUUAUUACCAAGGAGUCAAGUGCUACCGACGAGGCAUGGCGCUUGUUGGCCUCGUACCUGGAGACAUACCCCUCCCAAAAUGGGCAGCACCAUUUCUGUGUCAUCAACAAGCUGUUGUCACAUGGCGUGCCAUUGCCUGACUGGCUGGUCAACAGCUACAAAGUGGUGGACACGGCCGCGCUGCUUCGCCUUUACCUGAACUAUGACCUGCUGGAGCCUGCUGUGGACCUUGUGCUGGAGUAUGUAGACGCCUUGCUCGGAAAAGGACACCAAUACUUUGGCAUUGAGCGGCCACUGUCAGCAACCGCACCUCUCGUUUGGCUCCCGUACACCUCUGUUGAUCAGCUUCUGCAAGCCCUCAAUGAGAACCAGUCUAAUGCCAACAACUCCAAGCUGUACAGCUUGCUCCAGGACAAAUUGAAAAAGUAUUACAUGCUGCUUGAAAAAGCCACCAAACACAGGAUGAAGGUUCAGUAGGACCUGAGUCCACAUCACACCAGUCCAUGGUCCUGUUGGGCCCGAGUCCUGCGCACCUAUAUGUUUCCCGGCAUAGGCACACAUGGGAGUUUCUCUGUGUGCUUACACUAUUUUAUGCACUGCCUUCUUACAUGGUGCUCGGUCCUCUUUCCUCGGCUCCCAUCUUUUAAAAGAAAAUACACGUUGAACAAAGCAUCUAUUUUUCUACAGGAAAGCGCUGUGCAAAGUGUAUUUAUGCGUGACUGUGCUGAGUGGGUCCCCCAUCAAAUUCUCACUGUCAGGCCAAUGUACAGUGGUUGGCUGGCAGAGAUAUUGAAAGUAGUUUUAGAUGCACAUUGACCGUCUUGGGGAAAAAAUACUACAAAAUGUAUCAACUGAAAUGUAAAAUAUGAAGAGGGGUGUGCAUGUGUUGUGUGUUCUCAGUGGGUGUGAUUACCUAAAGGGUAAUAGUCACCCGUGCCACACUUGUUCAGAGUAAAUGUGUAUAUUUUUAUAGAAAUACAAACAUUGUAAUAAUGAUUAUUUCACUGUUGCUUUCUUUUGUACUCUUCCUCUUUCAGUCGGGUUUCUUGCAAAUUUGUGCUGGCUAAUUUGUCUCUAGUGUAU